Trypanosoma rangeli is the source of this 357-nucleotide messenger RNA. RefSeq lists its product as uncharacterized. Bases 1 to 357 code for a protein of 118 amino acids. The transcript has a single exon. The record is from RefSeq and is a predicted model, not a curated record. Lineage: Eukaryota; Euglenozoa; Kinetoplastea; Trypanosomatida; Trypanosomatidae.
AUGAUCGCACGGCGACACAAGCACACGAAGCACAUCCCGCAAGAAGAGGUUUUUGAUGUGCUGAAUCGCCAUGAACCGCUCCCUGCUGCUUCAUGGCUGCAGCUGCCAGUGGUUCGCAAUACCCUUUUGAUUUGGAAGAUUAACAGCAUAAGAUGCUUAGUUGGAAAACCCUCCUGGCUCAUCAACUCGGCUGUGGAUGAGGAGUUUUGUAAAGUGAAGUGGUGGAUGGCAGCGCAGGAGACGAGCUCCAAAAAUUCCGGGGUGCAUCGCCCGUGUGGUUUUGUCCCACGGGAGCUGUUUGUCGUCGAGGUGCUGGAUCGCUUUCAUGUGGCCAACAUGUACCAGCGGAUGAUGUGA